Adineta steineri is the source of this 1569-nucleotide messenger RNA. The record is from the annotation of a GenBank genome assembly. Lineage: Eukaryota; Metazoa; Rotifera; Eurotatoria; Adinetida; Adinetidae.
AUGCUGCAACGACAACUACUGACAGGUGUGAUCUUGUUUAUCACAAUUAUUAAAUAUGUUGAUAAUUUUCAAGUAUUUAUUAAUAAUAGAAAAUUUCAAAAUAUUGAAACAUCGUUACCUUAUUCGAAUAAAUCAUAUGAAAUACCAUUAUUUCAAACACAUUAUAUAACAAUACGAACUUAUACGGAUGAUUUUUAUAAUAUUAGUCAUGUAAUUGGAUUUAAAUUUCAAAUAAAAUCUACAAAUUCUGAACUCGUUACUAUUCGAAAAGAAACUAAACUACCAAUAGAAACGGCAACAGACAAUGGCAUUGAAAAUAAUGUCCUUCGAGAAGAUCUAUAUAUCUUGCCUCGUAAAAAAGCUCUUGGUCAUAUAUUUAAUGCAUAUUUUUCACCAACUAUAAUUAAUCUUAAUCAAAGUUCAGCAUAUGAUCUUGAAAUUAAUAGUAUAUGGUUAAUCAAUGGUAAUACAAUGGGUUUAGCUAAUCUAACAUUUCGUUUGGAUGUCUUUUAUGAUGAUGAUACUUCAAUUACACAUAGAAAAAUAUUAAAUAUUCUUAUAUCUCAACCAAAACGUCGUAUUGAUACAAUAUUUUAUAUAAUUAUGCCUAUUAUAGUUACGGGUAUUUCAAUAAUAAUGGGAGUUUUACUUGAAACAGAAGUAAUAAAAAGUAUUUUAAAAAAACCGACACCAGUUCUCGUUGGUUUCGUUGCUCAAUAUGGUUUAAUGCCUUUUCUAGCAAUUGCUAUUGCAAAACUUUUUCAUUAUACACCAUUGUAUAGUCUUGCUCUAUUUGUUAUUGGUUGUUGUCCAGGUAGUGGUGCUUCAAAUCAAUGGACAGUUAUAUUUGAUGGUGAUGUUAAUUUAUCUGCUGUAAUGUCAUUUAUGUCAACUGCUGCAUCAUUUAUUAUGAUGCCAAUUUAUUUUUCUACAUUAGGAACUAUUUAUAUGGAUGAACUUAAAAUUAAAAUUCCAUUUUGGGUUCUUUUACGAUCAUUAGCAAUUGUUGUUGUACCAUAUGCAUUUGGUAUUUGUAUUAGUCAUUUUUAUCCAAAAUCACGUUUAUUUGUAAAAGAACUUAUUAAACCAAUAAUGAUAUGUAUAAUGAUAUUUUUUCUUGCAUUUGGUACAAUGGUUCAUUGGUAUUUACUUAAAAUGAUCGAUUUAUAUACGAUAUUAACAGCACCAUUAUUGCCAUUUUUAGGAUUUUUAUUUGGUGCUCUAUUAGCUUGGAUAAGCCGUUUAAGUUGGACACAUAUUAAAACAAUUGGUAUUGAAGCUGGAAUACAGAAUACUGGUGUAGCAUUUAUGAUUAUAUUUUAUUCAUUUCCACAACCAUAUGCCUCACAAGCAGCAGUUGUACCAAUGAUUGUUGCAUUUUUAACAACAAAACCAUUUUGGAUUAUAUUAAUAAUACGAAAUCAAAUAAGAAAAUAUAAGAAACGAAAAGAAUUAACAAAAACAUCUAAUGUAGAUGGUGAAUUAACUAUUAGUUAUCAUAGAUCAUCAUUAAAUACUGAAGAAAAUAUUAAAACAGACAAUGUUGUUGAAAAUAUGCAAAAACUAUAA